AUGGAACUGCGCCCUAUUAUCGAUGCGGCACCAAGUACUGGGAAAUACCAGUACAUCCGCACAAAGUUAACAGAAUAUCUCACAGAAAGCCAGCAAUGCCAUCUGCACCGCGUAGUUCGCGAAAUGCCAUUAGGCGAUCGCCGUCCAAGCGAUCUUUUCAAUGAGAUGAAGCGCGCAGCCGGUUCCGCUUUGAGUGGGAGCAUUUUACACGAUUUAUGGGUUAACCGCUUGCCCGCAUACGCAAAAGCAGCUAUUAUAGCAACUAGUGUACCAAUUACCAAAAAAUUAAAAAUUACCGACUUCAUUGUUGAGUCAAUCCAACUACGAGAGGGACGCGUUAACGAAGUGUGCGGCAUACAAAAUAAUUCGGAUUCAGAUCUAAGGGUCGAAAUAGCUGCACUUACACAGUGCAUCGAUAAAGCGUUAGAUAAUGGCAAAACUCACCGACGCUCGCGUUCUAAAACACCAGCGCGCAAUCGAAUAUCAGACAGCAGUUCUGAUGAAGUGUGCUGGUACCACGCAAAGUUCGGCCAAAAAGCUACCAGAUGUCGGCCACCAUGCACGUUCGCUCGCUCACCAUCCACAAACGUUUCACAAUAG
This is a messenger RNA of Rhagoletis pomonella (apple maggot), 600 nucleotides long. RefSeq lists its product as uncharacterized. Bases 1 to 600 code for a protein of 199 amino acids. The record is from RefSeq and is a predicted model, not a curated record. The transcript has a single exon. NCBI's taxonomy places the organism in Eukaryota, Metazoa, Arthropoda, Insecta, Diptera, Tephritidae.